CGUAUCGGGCGUGCGUUGCGAGAAGACGCGUGUCGCGCGCGGAUCUUCGCUAGAAAACAUCGCGAAAACUUGUACUGACAAAACACUCAGUGUUUAGUGUUUCUGUAAAUGUUUUCAAGUGUUUCGUUUUGUGUUUUACUGUGUAAGUGAAUAUGUGUCACUGAAAGUGGAUUUUAAUUUUCCUAAAAAACAUCCGGUAGUGCUGUGGAAAAUGUAGUGAUGUACCUAGUCAUGUGGCCGUAAUAUCGAUAAAAACCGCGUUCCAUUUUUUUAAUAUGCAACCGUAAAAUUGGAAUAAAAAAAGUGUAAUUCUAGUGUCAAUAAUUAAAGCUUACAUGAAAUUAAAUAUGGAUGUGGUACUUUUACGGGUUUGUCGAUAAAAUGAAAAUGAAGUGGUGUGUUUUAGUGUUAUUAGGGUUAGUGGGAGGUGGUGUAUCGUUGUCUGAAAACUGUCGAGGUGAAAAGCCGAGGCUUCGUGAUUGUGACAACGUGUGUGAUAAGGAUGGAAACUGCAAGAUUCGGGCAGCGCUAUUGUUACCAAAGAAUACGACUUAUGAUGCCUGUUUAUCUGUUGUGGGAGCCGUUCUCGACCUGGCUAUGAAUGAUUCCGUCAUCAAAAAUGCCUUCCCGCCUUGGCUUAGCGUUGAAUGGAUGAAGUAUGACGUCACAGACUGCGAUGCAGCUUAUGCGGUGAUAUCCGCCAUUGAUGCCUACAACGACUGCGCUCAUGUUUUCUUUGGACCCUCCUGUGAUUUUGCUUUAGCCUCAGUCGCAAGAAUCGCGAAGUUUCUGGGAGGCACUGGCACUCCUUUGGUCACAACUGGCGGAUUCACCUUCGACUUUGUCAAACCAAAACAGACUUGUCAAGAUGAGUUCUACAUGCUUGUCAGAGCUGGACCUCUUGGCUUUGAGGAUCUUGCCUACUUCAUCAUUAAGUUGAUGGAUGUCUUCCAAUGGAAACAACUGCUGCUCAUCAACGAACCUGAGGCGCAGGUACAUGUCGCUGGCAAGUCGACUUGCCAUCUCAUGAUGAAGACUUUCGCCAAUUUCCUGAAAAAGGAAGAUAUACUUUACACACCGUGGGACACUACGUCGGAUGCUGGCUUGAACUACACAGAAAACUUGAAAUUUUACCUCGGCUACAAAUACACAAAUUCGGAUGGGGUCGAGCAGCGUUGCUGUACGAUACUCAAGCUUAUCGAAUUAACGUGGGAGAUAGUGGCGGUUUCUUACUAGCUUCUACUAUCCAUGGCUAUAUGUUGGCCCACGAUAUUGACGUUUUCGGCUGGGAAUUGAGACCCCAAGACACGUUUGAAGACAUGCUGGUUCAAAUUGUAGGAAAUACCUACGCAAGUGAGUCGUGUUUUGGGCUUGGCUGAAGGUUUUAAAGCACUUGAGACUUUAUUUUGAUAGG
This is a messenger RNA of Spodoptera frugiperda (fall armyworm), 1414 nucleotides long. RefSeq lists its product as uncharacterized. Bases 352 to 1236 code for a protein of 294 amino acids. The transcript has 6 exons. The record is from RefSeq and is a predicted model, not a curated record. Lineage: Eukaryota; Metazoa; Arthropoda; Insecta; Lepidoptera; Noctuidae. Gene Ontology annotation, molecular function: peptide hormone binding; signaling receptor activity.